Lingula anatina is the source of this 2186-nucleotide messenger RNA. Its product is annotated as transferrin 2. Gene Ontology annotation, cellular component: early endosome; plasma membrane; extracellular region. NCBI's taxonomy places the organism in Eukaryota, Metazoa, Brachiopoda, Lingulata, Lingulida, Lingulidae. Gene Ontology annotation, biological process: iron ion transport. The record is from RefSeq and is a predicted model, not a curated record.
UGUGAAUCACUCCAGGUACAUGACCUAAUUUUGGAGGGCCAACGGUGCCCACCUGUAAAAUUUCAGAAUCAAUGUUCAAUGGAAUAGGAGCGUAAGGUUGCAUUUUGUAAAAAUCGGAGAAGAUGAAGGGAUGGGUUGGUUCGUUUCUGGUGCUGAUAUAUAGCAGCUUUGUCGUAUCGCAAACAGAAGUUGCCAAAUGGUGUGCCAUAUCUGAGGCAGAGUUGCAGAAGUGUAAUGCGUGGAGCACAGCUGUACAAGCAAAACAAUACACUGGCACACCUAGACUAGAAUGUGUCCUUGGGGAGAAUAGCUUCGACUGCAUGGACAAAAUUUCAAGAUACACAGCAGACUUGAUGGCAGUCGAUGCGGGUGAUGCUUACUUUGCUGGGCGUUUCUUUAGUCUUGCUCCAAUCAUGGCAGAGGAGUAUAUUAAUAAGGAACAAAUGUAUGCUGUUGCUGUUGUAAAAAAGGGAACUAAUUUCAAUAUAAAAACACUGGCUGGUAAAAAUUCUUGUCAUCCAGGGAUAAACAGUGCUGCAGGCUAUGUGUAUCCCAUGGCACAGAUGUUUCAAAGCAAACUGAUCUCAGUAACUGAGUGUAAUGUGCAGCUGAAGUCAGUGGCCAACUUCUUCAAUGUAUCCUGUAUUCCUGGGGCACUCAGUACACACAAGAAUGUAUUUGGUGAUAACCCACCUGACGUGUGUAGCCUGUGUCAGGGACGAGGCAGUGACUUUUGCAUGUCAUCAGAUCCAUUUGGUGGAUUUGCUGGUGCAUUCCAGUGCCUUGCCAGUGGCAGAGGAGAUGUUGCCUUCCUAAGGCAUGCAGAUGUGCUGAAAUAUACCAGAGAAAAUCCAAAUUAUGCAGAUUCUGAUUUUGAGCUUCUUUGUCCUACUGUAUUGGAGUCUGGCGUUGAAGUCGAUCCUGUCCUGUUCAGGAGACCUGUAAGUGACUUCAGGCUCUGUAACUUUGGACAAGUCCCCGACAAUGUGGUGAUGACUGGCAGCAGGCGCACAACUGAAGCAAAAGCUGCCUUCAAAAGUCUGCUGUCCAAAUCUUCUAGAGAUUUCACAGUGUAUAUUCCACCCUCAACUGGCAUAGGCACUAAUGCCACUACCACCACAACCACACCCAGGCCAGGGAGCUUCAGAAUCUUCGAGUCCCGGGACUUUGGGGCAUAUGAUUUGUUGUUUUCUGAUGACACAAGGGCUCUGGCUGAUGUAGGCCAGCUGGAUACCUACUACGAAUGGCUUGGUGAUAAGUUCAGAGAAACAAGACAGAAGUUGAUUGUCUGUCCACUGCCAUAUACUCGAUGGUGUGUCAUUUCUUCUGAUGAAAUGGCAAAGUGCGAGCAGAUGAAGAUGAAUUUUGCUGCUAUGAACCUACGUCCCACACUGGACUGUGUCCGUGGAGACAAUGCCCGUGAUUGUAUGAGAAUCAUCAAAGAGGGAGAUGCUGAUAUCAUUAAUCUGGAUGCCUCUGAUGUGUACAUUGCAGGAAGGAAUUAUGGUCUUGUCCCAAUUGCUUAUGAAAACUUAGGAGAUGCAAAUACUGAUUUUUAUUAUGCCGUAGCAGUGUCAAGAAAAGUAGAUUCCACCACUAACUUAUUUAACCUGAAAGACAAGAGGACAUGUCAUAGUGGCAUUGGUCUUGCAGCAGGUUGGAUAGUUCCCAUGGAUAUCAUGUUGCAGACUGGCCAGCUCACUGUGGAUAACUGUGAUCUUUACGAGGCUCUAGGGCGAUUCGUCAGUCGCAGCUGUGUUCCUGGCAUCCUGGACCCCCUGUACAAUGUUAAGGGGACCAACCCCAUUAGUCUGUGUGAAGCUUGUGCAUCUGGUGGAAGGUACAAGUGCCAGAGGAACAGUGUGGAGUUGUACUACAGUGACACUGGGGCGUUUAGGUGCCUUGCAGAAGGUGGUGGAGAUGUGGCAUUUGUGAUGCACACCACUGUGCGUGACAACACGGGAGGCAAGAACCAGGCCGAGUGGGCCAGGAACAGGCGUGCUGAUGACUAUGAGCUCCUCUGUAAGGAUGGGACGCGUGCCUCCGUUGAUGACUGGAAAACAUGUUACCUGUCUAAAGUACCAGCCAGCGCAAUUGUAACAGCAGAUUAUAAAGAUGAAGAGACCAGAAAUCAUUACUGGAACCUACUUAAUUACGGGCAAUACCUUUUUGGCUCCGACAGGUAA